Molecule: messenger RNA, 195 nt
Organism: Clunio marinus
Lineage: Eukaryota; Metazoa; Arthropoda; Insecta; Diptera; Chironomidae
Source: the annotation of a GenBank genome assembly
AUGAUAACAAUACACAAUGCACAAACUCAAUUGGUAGAUACUGAACAACUUUACAACAGUUUCAACAAAAAACUAAUGUUCCGAUUAGGUAUUAUUUGUGUCCUUAAAAUAAUAAGAACUCCAAAUGGAACUUCUGAAACUAUAAGCGAGAAAACGAUCACUAACUUGAAGUUUCAAUUUUCUGAAGAUCUUUAA